This is a messenger RNA of Pseudophryne corroboree (corroboree frog), 4456 nucleotides long. RefSeq names its product patatin-like phospholipase domain-containing protein 6. Gene Ontology annotation, biological process: phosphatidylcholine metabolic process. The transcript is spliced from 35 exons. Lineage: Eukaryota; Metazoa; Chordata; Amphibia; Anura; Myobatrachidae. Gene Ontology annotation, cellular component: endoplasmic reticulum. The record is from RefSeq and is a predicted model, not a curated record. Gene Ontology annotation, molecular function: phosphatidylcholine lysophospholipase A1 activity. Bases 19 to 3669 code for a protein of 1216 amino acids.
ACUAAUAGUGGCUGAAGCAUGAUAACAAGUCAGGAGAAGGUCGAGCAAGACACUCAUAUGAUGCAGGAGAGUUGGAGCUUAGCAGGAGCUGAGGUGGACUAUACAAUGACACAUUACACUGUGGGGGCGGGGCUUCUUGUGGGAGGAGUCUGCUUACUGUGGUUUAUCCAGUGGGUGGUACAAGCUCACAAAUCAGAUUCCCUAGCCAAUGAAGUUCCGAGGAAGCCAGCGCACAAGAUUUCACACAAGAUGAAGAAGAAAAAGAAAAUACUGAGCAUAAAACAAAGAAUUCGGAAGGGACGAUGGGAAUCUCCCCCUACUGUUCUGCAUCAUGCAAAUCCAGUGCCAGGUCCUCUUCCCAGCCUCCCAUCAGAGCCGGUGGCCCCCAAUCUGCCUCCAGAGGUGCUGUACAUGCUGCAGAGUGUCCGGGUGCUGGGGCACUUUGAGCGGCCCCUGUUCCUGUUGCUGUGCCAGCACGUGGUGUAUGAGCAGUAUGACCCCGGACGUUUGGUGUUCUGCCCCGGACAGCCGGACUCCAGCAUUUACAUUGUCCUGGAGGGGAGACUGGAGCUUUUUCUGACUGAUCCUGAUGGUACCCGGCACUACAUGAAGUCAGUGGCUCCCGGUGAUAAUGUGCACAGUCUGCUCAGUAUACUGGAUGUGCUGACGGGCCACCAGAGACCUUACCGCACAGUGACUGCCAAGGCUGUGGAGAAAAGCGUGGUGCUACGUCUUCCCGUAGAGGCGUUUUGUGCCGUCUUUAAGAUGUACCCACAGAGCCUGAUCCGGACUGUGCAGAUCAUUGCUCUACGCUUACAGAGAGUCACCUUCCUUGCGCUGCACCAUUACCUUGGACUGACUACAGAGCUCUUCCAGCAUGAGCAGCCAUCUGUAGCACGCUCACCCCGAGCUGUGCGGCCUCCCCUCUCCAGAAGUAUAACACAUGAUGAAGGAGAUACAGACAGUGCCUUAAAGGUUCCUCCAGCCUACCGGAGAGCACCGUCAUUGGGAGGCAGUAAAUCCAAGUCUAUGGGAAAGGCAGGGUUCUGGCGCUCUCUGGAUUGUGAGUUGGAGCAGAGUAUUGGAGGAGAAAGUCCUGUAUCUGCCUCUGAUGUGGGUGUUCCUCAGUGGGAAUCUGAGGAGACAACAGAGAAACUGUUAGAGAAUGGGAAGAGGCAGCUGGCCAGACUGAUGGACCUAGAUGAUCUCUCAUUGCUGGACAACAGGGUGUUCAUUCAUCAUGUAAAGGCUGAGACCGUUAUUGCUCAGAAAGGGGAGCAGGAUGUCGGGCUGCACUUUGUACUCUCAGGCCGUCUCCAUGUUUAUCAGGGGGUGACUGGCCGGGAGGAUUCCUAUAUCUUUGAGACAACCCCUGGUGAGAUGAUUGGACAGCUGACCGUUCUUACUGGGGAGCCUCUGAUCUUCACCAUUAAAGCCGUGCGAGACAGCUCAUUCCUUUGCCUCAGCCGCACUCAUUUUUACCAGAUCCUCCGUUCCCACCCUCCUGUGCUUCUUGCUGUGGCUCAUUCCGUCGCUCGCCAUGUCUCUCCCUUUGUGAGGCAGGUGGACUUUGCCAUUGACUGGAUAGGAGUAGAAGCUGGUAAUGAGCUGUACAGAAAGGGCGACCCUUCUGACUGUACAUAUAUUGCCCUAAAUGGGCGUCUCCGCUCAGUGAUCUGGCACCCGGACGGGAAGAAGUGUGUGGUGGGGGAGCAUGGCCGGGGAGAACUGAUUGGAAUGGUGGAGGCUUUAACACACCAGCCAAGAUCCACAUCCGUCCAUGCAGUGAGGGACUCUGAGCUUGCCAAAGUCCCUGAUGGAGCAAUGUCCUACAUCAAAAGGAGAUACCCACAGGUGGUGACCAGAUUAAUUCAUAUUUUAAGCCAUAAAAUCUUGGGAAACCUACAGCAACCGCAAGGAGAUGUGACCGAUUCCGGCAGUGUGGCCAGCAAUCUCUGCACUGUGUGCGUGCUACCUUGCAGUAAUAACGUUCCUCUCACUGCAUUUACCCUGGAGCUUAAGCAUGCGCUGGACGCCAUAGGCCCAACUCUGGUUCUCACAAGUGACAUCAUCAGGGCACGGCUUGGAGCCUAUGCCUUGGAAAGCACACAUGAAUGUCAGUUGUCCACCUGGCUGGCCCAACAAGAAGAUCUCCAUCGCAUUGUCCUGUACCAAACUGAGUUCUCGCUUACCCCCUGGACCAUACGCUGCAUCCGCCAGGCAGAUUGUAUCUUAGUGGUUGGCCUAGGAGAAGAGGAUCCAACGCUGGGAGAGCUGGAGAAGUUCCUGGAGAGUUCUCCAGUUCGGUCUUUCAAACAACUCGUUCUCCUUCACCGCAUGGAUGGCCCUUCCCCAUCGGGCACGGUAGAAUGGCUCAAGUUGAGGAGCUGGAUUUCUGGACAUUUUCAUAUUCAAGUUCCAAAACGGGUGUUCACAAAGAGGCCUCCAAACAGAAUGCUGGAGUUCUACUCCAGAGUCCUGCAGAAUGUGGCUGACCUUCACAGUGACUUCUCCAGACUUGCUCGGGCUCUGACAGGCAACACCAUUGCUCUGGUAUUAGGAGGUGGUGGAGCCAGAGGGUUUGCUCAUGUUGGAGUGAUUAAAGCCUUGGAGGAGGCAGGGAUUCCUGUGGACAUGGUAGGGGGCACGUCUAUGGGGGCACUGGUUGGGGGCGUAUACGCUGAAGAACGUAAUGGCAGUGGAACUAAAGAGAGAACAAAUAAAUGGGCACAGAUGAUGUCCUCCCUGACGCGGACAGCUAUGGAUCUCACCUACCCCAUCACAUCUCUGUUGUCAGGCUCUGCGUUUAACUCCACUUUGUUCAACCUCUUUGGGCAAAAACAAAUUCAGGACUUGUGGCUGCCUUAUUUCUGCAUCACAACAGAUAUCAGCUCUUCUUCAAUGCGCGUGCACAGAGAAGGUAUCCUGUGGCGUUAUGUUCGGGCUAGUACCUCCUACACUCCUUAUCUUCCCCCACUAUGUGAUCCUCAGGACGCUCACCAGUUAUUGGAUGGCUGCUAUGUCAACAAUCUUCCAGCGGAUGUGGCCCGCUCUCUGGGAGCCCGCACGGUUCUUGCAGUGGAUGUUGGCCAGCAGGAGGAAUGGGACACAUAUAACUAUGGAGACUGCCUGUCUGGCUGGUGGUUACUGUGGAAUCGUCUCAACCCUUGGGGGUUAAAAGUUAAGGUCCCUGAUAUGGCAGAGCUGCAGUCCCGCUUGUCAUACGUGUGCUGUGUCCGGCAGCUGCAGAGCGUGAAGCUCAGCGGGUACUGUGAGUACCUCUGCCCCCCUGUGCAGCGCUUCAGCACAACAGAGUUCCGCCGCUUCCAGGAAGUGUAUGAUGUGGGGUACGAGUACGCAAAGCUCAUGUUCACGGAGUGGCAUCGCGGUGAUGUCAUAAAGAAGAUGCUGCAGGACAGAAGUGGCCUGGAAUUUGAUCAGCAGCAUCAGGGAGGUACUGGGAUGGUCCCAGGCUUCACCGAUCUGGCAGAAAUUGUGUCUCGCAUUGAGCCUGCAGGGAACCAACUUAUUCUACCAGGCCAGCAAUUAGAGGAAUACUCCUUCCGUGAAGACAAACCUGAUACUGGUUACAGGAGUGAGGCCUGUGAGACAGAUGAAAAGAACGGACUGAGAAUAAAACAUGGGUCCAGCUCCAGUCACACCCACUGAAUAUCAUUAUUGCUUUGAAGUCAUGGGCUGUUACAGUUGUGGGUUUCGUGCAGACACCUGUUUCUUGUACCAUUGUUAAUUAUCUUGAUAUGGCAGAUACUGUACAUGGGGGGUCAUUCCGAGUUGAUCGUAGCUGCGCUAAAUUUAGCACAGCUAAGAUCAGGCACUCAGACAUGCGGGGGGACGCCCAGCACAGGGCUAGUCCACCCCGCAUGUCAGUGCUGCCCCCCCGUAGAAGUGCAAAAGUAUCGCACAGCGUCAUUAGAUGUGAGUUUAUCUCAACCUCUUCGCUGCCCGGGUCACAGCGGCUGUGUGUGACGUCACGCAGCCGCCGCGGCCCGCCCCCCCUCCCCCUCAACGGUUCACCCAACGACCACCUCUGCUUGUCAAUCAGGCAGAGGCGAUCGCUAGGCAACAACAGUCUUCGGCCAUCUGGCAUGCGCCGGCGCACUGUGAUGCCGGCGCAUGCGCAGUACUGACCCGAUCGCACCGCUGUGAUAAACUGCAGCGUGCAAUCGGGUCAGAAUGACCCCCAUGGAGCAGAGUGACAAAAUCCAUUCUGUGACCAAGCAGCUAUGCUCCAGAUUGUUGCUGUGCAAUUGGCACCACUGCUCCUUAGGUUAGUCCAUAUCCCAAAUGCGCACAAUUGUUCUCAGUACAUUGCAAAGUCUGUGAGAACAAAUAAUCAAACUUGAUCCAUAAAAUGAUAAAUAAAUGUUUGGAAAUAUGUAGUACGGAAUAGUUUUUAAAUAACUUUUGUGACAAAAUAAAUCAAACUAUUUUUAAA